Messenger RNA from Maudiozyma barnettii, 564 nucleotides. RefSeq lists its product as uncharacterized. Gene Ontology annotation, cellular component: cytoplasm. Gene Ontology annotation, molecular function: adenine phosphoribosyltransferase activity; AMP binding; adenine binding. NCBI's taxonomy places the organism in Eukaryota, Fungi, Ascomycota, Saccharomycetes, Saccharomycetales, Saccharomycetaceae. Gene Ontology annotation, biological process: AMP salvage; adenine salvage. The transcript has a single exon. The record is from RefSeq and is a predicted model, not a curated record. The coding region runs from base 1 to 564 and encodes 187 amino acids.
AUGCCUACCGACAAUAUAGAAAGCUUAAAAUCAGUUUUACAUAAAUAUCCUAACUUCCCUGUGAAGGGAGUUUUAUUUGAAGAUUUUCUUCCAAUAUUUAGGGAUCAUAAACUCUUCACAACAUUGAUUAAUGCAUUCAAGUCACAUUUAGAUGAACAAUACCAAGAUAUUAAAAUCGAUUUCAUUGUCGGAAUAGAAUCCAGAGGUUUUUUAUUUGCACCAUCCCUAGCUUUAGCAAUGAAUAUUGGAUUUGUUCCAAUCAGAAAAGGUGGACGACUUCCAGGUGAGUGUUUUUCAGCAGUUUCAAAUAUGGAAUAUGGUUCAAAUACAUUUGAACUACAAAAAGAUACAAUUCCACCAAACUCAAACGUUAUCAUAAUUGAUGACAUUUUAGCUACAGGUGGUACUGCACUAGCUGCAUAUGAGCUAUUGGGAAAAGCACAGGCAAAUGUUCUGGAGUUUGAUUUUGUAAUGGAGUUAGAUUUUUUGAAAGGUAGAGGUAAAUUAGGUGCUCCAGUAUUUACCUUAUUAAAAGAACAAGAACAUGCUUUAAAUACAAAAUAA